Messenger RNA from [Torrubiella] hemipterigena, 1878 nucleotides. The record is from the annotation of a GenBank genome assembly. Lineage: Eukaryota; Fungi; Ascomycota; Sordariomycetes; Hypocreales; Clavicipitaceae.
AUGAGCGGCGGGCCAACAACCGUCGAACACAUCGACGCGGUCGAUGCCUUUGCAAGAACGCUGUUUAUACGCGCCAAACAGAUCUCUGGCCCUUCAUUUACAGACGCCGCGACCGCUGUCAGACAACUGCAUCUUUCCUUACGCCAUCUCCGCAUUGAAGCCGCCGACCAGGACUCCCUGCUUAACAACCCUGACGCUGCCGGCUAUGCGCACCAACUGCCCCGCCUAAUCGAGAACUGUAACUUUGCGCUCGAGCAACUCAGCGCCAUCCUCGAUAAGCAUGGAAAUGGCGUGUCCACGGCUGAAUGCAGCGCUGUCAAAGACAAGGUCGCUUCAGUAGCUGCCCGGCUUACACAAGAACACACCAACGUGGCGAGAUUCUUGGACACGAUACAGCUUCACAACCCCGCAAACCCCCCACAGGAUGCCAACUGGGACGAAUCAGUUGACUUGGAAGAUAUUAAGAACAAAGUUGAUAAGGUUGCCAAGCGUGUAUUCAAGCGCCAAGGCAGCGAGUUAUCGGAGGACUCCGACCGCACUUGGCGGGAAUUCAAGACGGAACUGGAGAAGGAAGGCUUUGCUCCAAACGUAUUGAGACAACACAAGGAUGUACUGCGUGCUUAUAUCCGUGAGCUGGAAUCAGCAAGCUGCGAAGGCAACGGAUCGCCACCAACAUUUCAAGGCAUGCUUGAGUACGAGGCAAACACAGCACCACAACCUGUCCAACCGCCUACAGUCCCUCCUAAAAUUCCUCUUACGGACGGCGACAUCGGUAGCCGCUCUGAUAAAUUCCAGCCCACUAUGCGAUCCGAACGACGCCACCCCGAUGAGGCUCCCGCUGAGACUCAUGCCCUUGCUCGCCGACCUAGCUCUCCCGAGGACAUGGCCAUCAUUUCAACCCGCGAGCUGAUUUCAUUGGAUGCCCUAAACCAUAGUAUGGCCAUGAUGCAUAUUGAGCCAGUUUAUAAUCAGCGCCCCAACCCCCCUGAGAGGCGCUAUCUCACAGCUGGGGCUCAUGAUGACGUCCCUCCCCCAAGCGCAAACUUCAGUACAUCACCCAGCUUUUAUUCUUAUACGCCAAACCAGUCAUCUAGGCAGAGAUCACCCCCACGUCCUGCCUCCCCUGGGUUGGCACCUGAUCGUUACGGAAAUAAGAUUCCUAUCGAUGCUCAGUGGACUAAGAUUCGCCGCACUCUAGUGAGCCCAGAAGCCCUUGCGCGCGCCGGCGUGCGAUAUGAAGCUCGACCCGAGUAUGUUGCGGUGCUAGGCCGUCUCACCAAAGAAGAGGUGAUGGAAUUUGCUCGCCAGAGUGCUGAAUGUAGAGCUUCCCGCGCAGGAUCUCAUUUCACUCCAAGACGUACAUCACCACCUCGCCGCGAAUAUUCUUGGAAAACCCGCCACGACGACGGCGACGAUCAUCUCUACGACUCUACUGAUGACGAUGAGAAGCUGUCUAAUAAAGGAACCAAGAGCUAUCCUUAUAUUGUCAGCCCUCCCGAGAAGACUAGAACAUCGCCUAACGGUAGCACUGUCAAGCCAAAGCCCAUUUUGAAGAACAAGAAUGAAAACCACGUACACUUUGGACCAGAUCCAUACGAGGUUGACCCAAGAGGAAGCCCUCCACGCAAAGAUAAAGACGGUCGCAGAAUCUACGCUGCCUCUUCUUCAUCUUCCUCUUCUCAUCGUCGUCGACGAGAUGACGACAGAGACAACCGUCGCGAUGAUGAUCGAUACCGCCGGUCCGAUAACGACAGGCGUAGCCGCGAUGAGCGUAAUAUAAGAAAGAAGAGCAUUGGUGAGACUAUCGGCGCAGUUAGCAUUGGUGGUGCCGCUGUCAGCUUGCUCACUGUUUUGGCACAUGCUGCUGUCGGUGUAUAA